Oppia nitens is the source of this 1356-nucleotide messenger RNA. RefSeq lists its product as uncharacterized. NCBI's taxonomy places the organism in Eukaryota, Metazoa, Arthropoda, Arachnida, Sarcoptiformes, Oppiidae. The transcript is spliced from 7 exons. The record is from RefSeq and is a predicted model, not a curated record. Bases 86 to 1303 code for a protein of 405 amino acids.
AAUGCAAAAAACACUUCAAAUACUUCAAUGAUUAUACGUUGAAUGCAAUAAUCAAUUUACAAUUGAAUACAAUAUAUAACACAAUAUGACUUCAUUUGUGGAUCUCAUUGAUGACAUCAAUUGGCACCGAAAUCGGGAAAUGAGGACAUACUCUGAAGAGACGGGUUUUGUAAUUGUUUCGGCGGAAGUCUUUUGGACGGAUCUGUUUGUCCGACACUUUAUAAAGGCUAAGGAUGUCUCUCACGACGACAUGUUAUUCUUUGUUAGGAAACAACAGAAGAAAAAAUCAAAAUUUGAAACCCGUAUUGAGGUGUUUCGUAAGGACUCGAAACGGUUGCCAAUCGGUGAGCCAGACAUCGAUUGGGAAGAGACUCUAUAUCUGAAUGUAAUUAUGCAAAAGUUUGAAUACACUAUCACUUGUGCUGUCUGUACCCGAACCAGUCCUAAGGAGUUACAGAUACUUAAAAAGUAUACACAAAAAGUGUUUGCAUCGCCCAGUCAUCGGGCAAUGGACUGCAAAGGUGUUACCGAAGAGAUCUCAUAUCCCGAUAUAUUUUUUACUGUCGAUAACUACGAUGAGCUUUUAUCAGAAGUACUGGUUAGAGACGGUGAGAUGGUUUGCGUUGAACUAUUGGCCACCGAUAAGACUGGUGAUGCCAAAGGUGUCAUAUUUCUUGGAUCCAUUCAAUAUCAGACACUUAAACGUAUUCACGAUCUAAGGGCGAGUGUCUCGACGCGAAUCUCCCGACGGACUCCAAAACCCUACUUUCAGGGACAACAACGCAUAGAAUUUGUGCGAAUGAAAGGUCCGGCCGGGAAAGGGAUCGCUGAAAUGGCUGUCGCCAAACAAAAGGGUGCCAAUUGUGAGACUCCUACCUCAGAGCCCGGCUAUUCACUGAGUAGUUUCGAGUUUGACGAUGAAAUGGAGGAAAACGAUUACACACAGAGACGUAUGUCUGAUCCCAGUUCUAACCUAAAGAACUAUAUCAGAGGUUGGCAGCAGAAGAGACAGAUCAAGAAAGCCAUUUCUGAACAGGAAAUCAAUAAUUGUGGACUCAAUGGGAUCAAUGAGAUUGAAGCCGGAGAUGUUAGGGAUGAGUUGGACGACUCGGCGUAUAACAAGAUGUGGUCAAUGCGUGGCUUCCGUCAGGCGUAUCACUUCUGGAAGGAGAAUAAGAGGGCCUCAUCUCCAGCUCUUCACUCAUUUAUCACUUAUAUAACGCUUCCGUGGCAUCACAUCGUUGCCGAUCUCUUCUCUAAUAGACAGCCAUCAAUACUCACAUUUGAAUUGAAUGAUAAUUGAUUUUUAAUAAAUCAUUUAUCUUUUAAUUUAAGCAUUUAUAAUAUAUUAUAAUA